CUCUCUGAAAUUUACACUUGCUCUGAAGCCAAUUUGGAAGUGGAGGUUUAGCUUCGAUGCUCAUAAACCUCAGAAGAACAAUACGCAUUCCAUUUCAUCCCAAACCUUCACUCUACAUUCCUCUGAAUCUCUUCUCAACUUCAGCACCAAACCCAAACGCAAACUCUACAGAGCCUCUUUUAGAAUCCCAACUCAAAUCCUUAGUUCUCAGCCAUUACAAGCAUGGCAAGUUCACCAAUCUCCUCCAAAACGUCGUCGCUUUGCCCACUGUCCUCCUUGCCUCCUGCCAAAACCUCACCACCCCACAAGCCCCAAAUGGAAAUGGCCUCAGCCCGUCCUUUCUCGACUCGGUCUCCAAGCGGUUCUCAAUCCACGAAAUGGGUCGCGAGCUCUUCGAGAAUCGGUUCGAUAUUGGAGCUUGCAGUGUUACAAUGGCGGCCCAAAGAAAUAGAGGUGAGUCUUUGGUCUUGCCUAACUUGAAAUUGAAGGUUUUGAUUGAAGCUAUUAGGAUGGUGUUGGGAAUUGUUUAUGAUGAACGCUUUGUGACGUUUUCUUAUGGUGGUCGUGUUAAUAUGGGCAGGCACACGGCCAUUAGGUACCUUAAGAACUCUGUAGAGAACCCCAGUUGGUGGUUUACAGUUAGCUUUAACCGCGAAAAGUUUGAUCAACAACAUGUAAAUAAGCUAUGCUUGUUUAUUCAAGAGAAAAUAGAGGAUGAGAGUUUGAUUAAUGUUAUAAAGAGGUUGUUUGAAUGCGGUGCGGUGAGAAUUGAAUUGGGUAGUUGCUUCUUUGGAAGAGGGUUUCCUCAGGAAAGUGGGCUGAGUUCAAUUUUGAUAAAUAUUUACUUCAAUGGGUUUGAUAAAGAAAUUCAAGAAAUGCGUCUAAAGAAGAAUCAGGAGCAUCCCAAAUUUGAUUCAAAUGAGCUUGUUUCUAAGGAUGGUGUGUUUUACAAGCCAGUGAAGAUAUAUGCAGUUAGGUACUUGGAUGAAAUAUUAGUGAUAGCAUCCGGGUCUAAGAUGUUGACAAUGGAUUUAAAGAACUGGGUUGUGAAGUACUUAGAGGGGAUACUGGAAUUGAAGGUGGAUGGGAUAAAAACAGCUAUUCAUAGUGCGGUGUCUGAGAAGAUUGCUUUUUUGGGCAUGGAAUUACAGGCAGUAAAACCUUCAGUUUUGAAUCCUCCUAUGUCAGAAAAGGCUAUGAGAGCACGAAAAAAGUACAUUAGACAGAAGGAAGUCAGAGCUCAGGAAUUGAAAAAUGCUAGAGAGAGGAAUAGGAAGAAAUUGGGAUUGAAAAUAAUGAGCCAUGUUUAUAAGAAGUCAAAGAGAAGUGAUGGGUUUAAAUUUGAAUAUCAAAUUAAGAAUGAAGUUAGAGAAAUCUUCAGAACCUGGGCUGAUGAGACGGUGCAAGAGUACCUUGGCUCUUUGGAGGAGCGUUGGGAUUGGUACCAUAAGCUAUCGGCAGGUAAUUUUCUCUCUUUAAGGCACAUUAGAGAUCAACUGCCUCAAGAGCUUGUUGAUGCUUAUGAUAAGUUCCAAGAGCAAGUUGACAAGCAUUUAAACCCAGUCAAAGCUAGAAGGGCACUGGAGGAUGAAGAAAGGAGAAUAAAAGAUGAAGAGGAGAAGAAAUAUGCUAGGGGCACAGUUGAGGAUUUGACAAAGCUCUGUGUCAAAGCUGAUGCACCCAUAGAACUUAUUAGAAAAAUGGUUAGGUUGAUUGGCUUUACAAAUCAUAUGGGUCGUCCCAGGCCAAUUACUUUACUAACUGCUCUCGAAGACACUGAUAUCAUUAAGUGGUAUGCCGGUAUAGGGAGAAGAUGGCUGGAAUUUUAUUGCUGCUGCCAUAACUUCAAGAUGGUGAAAACUGUUGUGACUUAUCACUUGAGGUUCUCUUGUAUCUUGACUCUAGCAGAAAAGCAUGAAUCCACCAAACGUGAAGCCCUGAAACAUUUUACUAAAGAUUUGAAAGUCUUUGAUAUAAAUGGAAAUGAAGAAGUGCACUUCCCCACAGAAAGGCAGGUGAAAAUGAUGGGAGAUAAAAAUCUCUCUGAUCCAAAACCAGUGGAUGGGACGUUCUCUUUGGCUUUGAUUAGAUUAGCUUCUGAUGAGCCUCCAUAUUCUUGUGUUGCUCAUUUCUGUGACAAAACUGAUACUGUUGUUUAUCGUGUACGACUAUUGCAAAAUCGCUUGAAUGUGAACCCUGUGGAUGAAAAGAAAUGGGUCCCUGGGAUGGGUGCAAUUGAUGAAAGUCUCAAUCUGAAAUGCUUCCCUGUUUGUCCUGAUCACAUACAUGACUUAUACACAGGGAGAAUCACCUUUCAGGACAUUGAUUGCACUUCAUUUGUGGAUGGAGGCUGAGUUUUACAUUCCUCUGGUUUAGUAUCUGUUUACCAUAGGUUCUUGUUUUCUGGAGGCUGCUGCUGAUCCACGCAGAUUUUGGGAAUUGUUGCAUAUGCUGAAGCCAGGUGGGUGAUGUACAUUACAUUUUAUAUUGAUGUAUAAUGCAAUUUCAGCUGCCCAUGUAAUUUUAACAGGAAAUGUGUUAUUAGUACAUCAUCAUUUUUACAAGUGAUGACCCAGUGUAAAAUUUUUCAAAAGUUGCGAUUGCAGCUAUCUAAACAAUUCGCCCUAGUAAAUGAAAACUUCUCACUGGCUGUUUGGAUGGUAAUUUAACUGAUGAAACAGAUUGCCAAAAAUCCCCCUACUUCUGAAAUUUUAGAUUUUGCAUACUCCUAUAUCUCGUUUUGUGAUGAUAGAAACCAGAUUUUGUUUUCAUAAUUGUGUUGGGUUCACAAAUAGUAUUCUUGGGGACUUUAAUCUGGAGCAGUUUCUUGCUAUUUUGUUUUCAUUGUAGUAUUAUAGUUGCUCUUUAUGUGUGCCAAAUUGUCCCUUAGCCUAUGAUCUCUGUAUAAUUUGCUGGAUAGAUUUGCUUUGGCAUAUUGUUAUGUGAUUUAUAAAUUUGCUGGAUGUUACCAAUAAUGCCGUUAGCCUAAGCUAUGAAAGCAUAAAUCUAUUUUUGGUCAAAAAGAAUAGUGCAAUUUAUUUUGCAGAUCUCCAACUAUAUGUAUAUCUUGUAUGAUCUUCAAGUUCACCCUUUGUCCUGUCAUUAUUUACCCUUUCUGCUUUGGGACGUAUUGAUCUAUGAUUUGCUUUUGUAAAAUAUUUGACAUCUUGCUUACCUUUUACUUUUGUAACUUGUCACUUGUUAACUACUUUUUCCUGGUUUUGCAACUGGUAGAGACUAGAGGGUUCUUGCUUACGAAUACGUUGACAUUGGGCUGUAUGGAGGUGUUCUUUGUAGUUUUCUUAGAUGGAUGCAUAACAGAAAAUGGAAAGUCAGAAGGGCAGAUUAGCAGAAAGCUGGACUUCUGGUGUCAUAUCAAUAAUACUUUAAAUUAUAAUGUUGAAGAUGGUUGCAGAAGGAGAUAAUAGAUCACACACAAAGAAAUGGAUGGUUGUAGAGUUAGUGUGGUAAUUACGAAAAAAUAAUUUUCCCCUGGAGGUAACAAUUCUUGUGACUGAUGGAUUGAGUCUGUAUCUUUACUGACUGAUGGAUCCCUUGUUUCUAGAUUGUUUAUGGAAGCAAAGAGGUAACAAUUCUUUGUUGCUUGCUAA
Molecule: messenger RNA, 3611 nt
Organism: Prunus dulcis (almond)
Lineage: Eukaryota; Viridiplantae; Streptophyta; Magnoliopsida; Rosales; Rosaceae
Product: nuclear intron maturase 3, mitochondrial
Exons: 2
Coding region: 57-2354 (765 amino acids)
Biological process (GO): mRNA processing
Source: RefSeq, a predicted model, not a curated record